Orcinus orca (killer whale) is the source of this 886-nucleotide messenger RNA. Its product is annotated as replication protein A 32 kDa subunit-like. Gene Ontology annotation, cellular component: chromosome, telomeric region; site of double-strand break; nucleus. The record is from RefSeq and is a predicted model, not a curated record. Gene Ontology annotation, molecular function: DNA binding. Gene Ontology annotation, biological process: double-strand break repair via homologous recombination; nucleotide-excision repair; DNA replication. NCBI's taxonomy places the organism in Eukaryota, Metazoa, Chordata, Mammalia, Artiodactyla, Delphinidae.
CGGUUAGGGGAACCCACCAGGCCGGAACCUUCUGGAACUCUUUCCUGAGGGAAUCGUGACGAAGAUGUGGACCAGUGGAUUUGAAAGCUAUAGCAGUUCCUCUUUUGGGGGAGCCGGAGGCUACACACAGUUCCCUGGGGGCUCUGGAUCACUGACACCUUCCCAGGCUGAAAAGAAAUCUAGAGCCCGAGCUCAGCAUAUUGUACCCAGUACCAUAUCUCAGCUGCUUUCUGCUACUCUGGUUGAUGAAGUGUUCAAAAUUGGAAAUGUUGAGAUUUCACAGGUCACUAUUGUGGGGAUAAUCAGAAAUGCAGAGAAGGCUGCAACCAACAUUGUUUACAAAACAGAUGACAUGACGGCUGCACCCAUGGAUGUUCACCAGUGGGUUGACACAGGUGAUGCCAGCAGUGAAAACACUGUGGUUCCUCCAGAAACAUAUGUGAAAGUGGCUGGUCAUCUGAGAUCUUUUCAGAACAAGAAAAGCCUGGUAGCCUUUAAGAUCAUGCCCCUGAAGGAUAUGAAUGAGUUCACCACACAUACACUGGAAGUAGUCAAUGGACACAUGAUGCUGAGCAAGUCUAACAGCCAACCCUCAGCAGGGAGAGCACCUAUCAGCAAUCCAGGAAUGGGUGAAACUGGGAACUUUGGUGGGAAUAGCUUCAUGCCAGCAAAUGGCCUCACUGUGGCCCAGAACCAGGUACUGAAUUUGAUUAAGGCUUGCCCAAGGCCUGAAGGAUUGAACUUUCAGGAUCUCAAGAAUCAGCUCCAACACAUGACUGUAGCCUCAAUCAAGCAAGCUGUGGAUUUUCUAAGCAAUGAGGGACACAUCUAUGUGGAUGAUGCUCAUUUUAAAUCCACAGACGCAGAAUGACUGGAUCUAAUUGGG